AGUACCAAACUAGCCAGCACACGAUGAGCUUCGAGUACAGUGAAAUUACAGAUCCGAUCUAUCUUGCGACUCGGCAGGAACGGAACGAGCCAAACUAUGUUCUAGUGAGGCCUACGGAUUGCUCCAGGAUUCCCAUCCGGGAUCCUCGUUGGAAGCCGAAACCAAGCUGUCUUACAGAAGCUUUUAAAUCGCUGGACAACGAUUUACGAACGCUGGAAAUUCUUCCGGACGAUGUUUGGGUGGCGUCGUAUCCGAAAAGUGGAACUACCUGGUGCCAGGAGAUGGUUUGGCUGAUCUGCAACGACAUGAACUACGAACGAGCUGCGGAAGUAGAUUUGAUGCAGCGAUUUCCCUCAGUGAACAUAAGCGGACUCUUCAGUCACCCCGGUAAGCAUCGUCCUUUCAAAACAGUUCGGGAAAUGCCCUUGCCUCGGUUCAUAAAGACACACGUGCCCGUGGGACUUCUUCCGGAAGCAAUUUGGACUGUAAAGCCAAAGAUUGUGUACGUCCAUCGGAAUCCCAAAUCGAUCGCAGUGUCCUUCUAUCAUCAUUCAGCCUCGUUCACCGGAUACAAGGGAUCUUUGGAGGAUUUCACCCGCUCCUUCAUGCGAGACCUUCAACUAUACUCUCCCUACCAUGAGCACGUUAUCGAGUACAACCAGCUGAGUCACCUUGAUAACGUGCUAGUUUUAAAGUAUGAAGAUAUGAAGCAGGACUUACUUCCAGUUCUAAGAAGAGUCUGCAAAUUUUUCAACAAGUGCUACAGCGACGAACAGUUGGUAACAUUGUCCAAACAUCUAUCCUUCGAAUCAAUGAAGGACAAUCCGGCGGUUAACUUUAGCCGAACGGUGGAUCCGCGAACCGGUUUGAGGGUACCUUCAAUGGACGCUCUCCCAGAGAAUAAACGAUUCAUGCGCAAAGGUAAGGCAGACAGUUACAAAGAUGAACUUUCCCUCGAAUUGCAAAAAGAGAUCGAAGAAUGGACACAAACUAAGGUUAAAUCUUCAGAGCAACUUAAACUAUUUCUGUAAUCCUAAG
Messenger RNA from Culex quinquefasciatus (southern house mosquito), 1038 nucleotides. Its product is annotated as luciferin sulfotransferase. Gene Ontology annotation, cellular component: cytoplasm. The transcript is spliced from 5 exons. The record is from RefSeq and is a predicted model, not a curated record. Gene Ontology annotation, molecular function: sulfotransferase activity. Gene Ontology annotation, biological process: sulfation. Lineage: Eukaryota; Metazoa; Arthropoda; Insecta; Diptera; Culicidae. The coding region runs from base 24 to 1031 and encodes 335 amino acids.